This is a messenger RNA of Neohortaea acidophila, 831 nucleotides long. RefSeq lists its product as uncharacterized. The transcript has 2 exons. NCBI's taxonomy places the organism in Eukaryota, Fungi, Ascomycota, Dothideomycetes, Mycosphaerellales, Teratosphaeriaceae. The record is from RefSeq and is a predicted model, not a curated record. Bases 1 to 831 code for a protein of 276 amino acids.
AUGGCAAGCGCAAAGCUCUUCAGAGUCGAUGGGCUCGUGGCCCUCAUCACCGGCGGCGGCAGCGGCCUAGGCCGAAUGAUGGCACACGCCCUGGCAUCCAACGGCGCCCACAAAGUGUACAUCUUCGGGCGCCGCGAGGACAAGCUAAAGCAGGCGGCAGAAGGCCACGACAACAUCAUCCCCAUUCAAGGCGACGCGCUCGACAAAGACGCCCUCCAAGCCGCGGCGGAGCGCGUGAAGGCCGAAGUGGGCUAUCUCAACGUGCUCAUCGUCAACAGCGGAGCGACGGGACCAAUUGCAAAGCUGCCCCCAUCCGGCUCGAUCGGGGAUUUGCAGGAGCACUUCUGGUCAUAUUCGACGGACGAGAUUAAUCAUGUGUUUGCCCUGAACAACACGGCCGCGUUCUUCACCCUCGUCGCUUUCCUCGAAUUAUUGCACGCCGGCAAUGAGAAGAAGAACCGCCCGGACAUCCAGAGCUCCGUCAUAUUCACCGCUAGUAUCGCCGGGUACGCGCGAGCACUGGCUACCGGCGUGGCGUACAUUCCCAGCAAAGCGGCGACGAUCCAGUCUACCAAAAUGUACUCCACGCUGUUGGCGAAGUGGAAUAUUCGCGUCAACGCCAUCGCGCCGGGCAUGUACCCUAGCGAGAUGACGGAAAGCAUCCUGGGGAAUCCCAAGUUGCUGGAAACAAUACCGGCGCACCGGUAUGGGACGGAAGAGGACAUGCAGGGCUUGAUAUUGUUCCUCACUUCUCGUGCUGGGGCGUAUAUCAACGGAGAUGUGUUGAUUACCGAUGGCGGACGAUUGAGCCAGAUGCCAGCAUCGUACUGA